Cinara cedri is the source of this 5340-nucleotide messenger RNA. NCBI's taxonomy places the organism in Eukaryota, Metazoa, Arthropoda, Insecta, Hemiptera, Aphididae. The record is from the annotation of a GenBank genome assembly.
CAUUCCUAACCUCAAAAUACGUCUACCCGGCACCGUUUUGCUGCAACACGGGAAACGUUUUUUCCUCAGUAAACGAAAAUAUUGUAAUUGGAGGGAGAGUAGGAGGUUAAACCUUGUCUCCUAAGACCAUGGUUACUACGAUAUCUAUAAUUGUGGUUAUUACCACGGCUGUAGAUUAAAAUCGAGAAUGUGUUUGUUUUGGAAAUCCACUGUGUGCCUGACGUCUGUCGUCUUUGUAACGUCUACUCAUCAUCUACCGGUAUUUUUGUUAUUUGGAUCUCGUAACGUCUUAUUUACAUCAAGAUUAGGAUUUUAAAGUAAUUCAUCUGUGAAACCGGUAAGUGUUUUCGACCAUUCAUCAUAAUUUUAAUUUAACUAAUUUUAAUUUUUAUACUUAAGAUAUUAAAAGAAUAUUUAUACUAAACUCACUCUUAAAGUAAGAUGAAACUUUGGCUUUUAGGUACCAUGUUACACAUUUAAUAAAAUUAAAUAUAUUUGAUUAUUUACCCAGAUUACUACGUGAUUGUUAUCGUAUUUACUUGUCUUUGUUUUGUUUUUCUUAUUAAUUCUAUUAUUAAUGUGCCCAAAAAUGUUCAAAAUUCCAACAUUCCCAACUGACUGCUUACUGUUUAUUGAAUUUUACUUUACACCGUUUCAAAGAUGCUCAUUAAUUAUAAAUCCAUAUUGUUGUAUUAUUUACUAUUUGUUCAAUUUGUUGUAGGUAGAUAAGUACAUUAAAAAUAUGUUUAGCCAUGUAUUUAAAUUGUUAAUUUUUAAUGUCUAGAAUAAAUUGAAAUUAACCUAUAUAUCUGUUGAAAACCAAAGUUCUAUAAACUUUUUUAUAUUCCAGAGAUACAGACAUUUUUUCCUGAAAUAUCGAGUAUUGGUCUUGAUAAAAUCUGAUAUUCCAAUACUAAUAUUGGUUUGUGCCUAUACUCACCACUAAUUAUAAUACAUUAUAUAGGUAUGAUUUUAAUUAUUUUUAUUUUUUACUAAUUGGUAUAGGUAUAUUUUUUUAUUCAUUUGAUUUUUAUGUGUUAUACUGGUAGAGGUUAUCUAAGUUGUGAGUAAUUUAUUCCAAAGAUUUAAUAUAGCUAGCUAACUACUGUACUUUGUCCCACAAGAAAGCAUGCUGGAUCUGGCUAGUUGACUGACUGGGCCAUCGGUUCCCCUCUAUGCAUUCAAAUUUCAUCGUCGACAACAAUGGGUAUGCUCAGAGCUGACCAAUUUCUGUUAUCGCGCAGCAUGCUCUCUUGUGGUACAGAGUAUAGAAUCUAUUGUUUUUAUUUGUGUAUAAAAUUGUAAAUUGUAUCAUUUUAUUAAAUACACAAUACGGUUUAGUUAUUAUAUUAGGUUCCUACAUUAUUUUUAUUAUUAUUUUUUGUAUUAUUAGUUUAUAUUUUAGUCUUGUAAAAAAUAAAAAUGUUUAUUUAUUAUAUAAUAAUAAAAAAAAAUAGAAUAUAAAAAUUAUUAUGUUAUAUCAGGUUAGUGAAAUAUGGAUAAAACAACCAACUAAACUAUUUACUCGUUUCACACUCUUAGGAUGUUCAUAAUAAAUAAAUUAGUCCCAUCCUUAAAUUUAUUAAUUUUUGUAUUCUAACUGAUAUAUUGUAUUAUUUUGUUUUAGGAGCUAUGGAAAUUGAUAACCCAUACAUGGACACUAUUUAUAGACAAGUAGUUACUGAACAUUUUCAAUCAAACGAAUGGAGGGAAAUUUUGAUUAAUCCUGAAGGUGCUUCAACUACUCUCCGUGAUGAAAGCACAUUACCCCGAUCAGGUGGACACUGCUUCAAAGAUAUUCCUAAUCGUUUUAUAUUUUGGCGAGUUUUGUAUGAUAAACUAGAAUUAGUUGAACAUAGUUUAGAUACAAAUCUUACUGAGAACCAGGUUCGUAUACAUUUUCGUGAUUCCCCAGUAUUGGAUAGUGGAAUUUCUGUAUAUGAGACUUCAGAGUUUGUUGUAUUAUUAGUACCUACAGCAUGUAGUUGUCACCGUUUGACAUUUCCACGUCCAAGUUGUGUAAGAUAUAUGGAUAAUGAUAUUCAAAAUGAAAAUGUUUUUACAGACGCAUCAAUUUUUUCAAAUUUCAAUGUACCAUCAGUUGAUGACCCAGCAACAUUUUAUUCAUAUAAUGCUGAACUUAGUCAUCCAUAUACAGCUGCUUCUUGUUUAGAUCAAAAACAUGAUGCUAUUUUUAUAAUAGCAUUGCAAAACAACGUUAUGCUCUAUAUACGUAUGGAGUAUAUUUCUGGACUUCCCACUCUAAAAGAAAUUUGUCAAGAAUCUGCUGUACCUCGAAUGCUGUCAAAUAUAACUAAAGUGUUUACAGCUCAUAUAGAAAAUCCAGUUAUCAAUAGCCUGGCUGUACAUCCAUUUCAACAUGAUAUAUACAUAUAUUCUCUUGAUAAUGCUUGCGAAUUGAAAGUUUGGUCUAUUGAGAAAUCUGUUUAUAUUUAUAUAAUGGAUAUGAAAAAAACGUAUGUAGGUUCAGCAGACAAUGGUUCAAGACCACAUAUAAUUUACAAACGUGCAGAUGAUCAACUUUUACUUACUGUAUACCUUAGUUUAUCGGAAAGUUCAAAAUUUGUAGUCUUUGAGCCAUAUAGUGAUUACGGCAUGUUUAAACUACAACAAAAGUUUUAUGUAUGUUCACCCAUGAACAAUAGAUUAGUCGAUAUGGCAUUAUAUGGUAAUGAAAUUUGGUGUAUUUGGAGAACUGGAAAGGACAUUGCUUGUAUUAAGUCUGUGAAUAUCAAGAAUGGUGACUGGAAAAACUGCAACUUGGAUACUACUAAUUUUGAUCAACAUUCUCAAUAUUUAUCAAAUCCAAAACAAACAUAUUUGGAUAAAAUAUUUUCAUCAUUAACUUAUUUUACUGAAGAAGAUUUGAAAAACGCCAUUGCCGUUUAUGAUACAUCUGAUAAUUCUGAACGUGUAACUGAUUACCGUACAAAGAUAAGUAAUGCAAUCGAUAGAAAGGUUUCUCAGGAAAUGGAUAAAUAUGACUCAGCAGAUGUAGAGUCACAAAUGCAACUCAUUGAACAGUGCAGCGCCAGUUUUUAUAAAAGUUGUUUGGAUUAUCGCCGUAAGAGAUUAGCUCCUUUAGGAAUUAUUUGGCUGGGUCCACCAUCCUUUUUACUAGUUGUGGUAACAAAUUCAAGUUUUUGUUUUCUACGGCCUACAGAUUAUAUUGAAAACAAUAUAUUUUCUUUAAAAAAUCUCGAACCUAAUACUAAAUUCAAUGGUUUACUUAAUGUGUUGAUGCCAGAAUCAAAAAUCAAAUUCAAUAUGUUUUUGGACAUAAAUAUACCCCAAAAUAAGCUUUUAGAAUUGGUUAAAGAAUCUUAUUCAUUUGACAACAGUGAUCCAAAUAUAAUAUUAUUUUUAAAUAAUCCCAAUAUUAGUGAUCAAAUUCGUUCACUAGUUCCAAUGAUGUAUUGUAAUUUUGAGGAAGAUAAAAAUAUGCAAACUAACCAAUAUUCAAAAUGUUUCAGAAGUAAAUUGGGAGCCAGUGUUGUUUCUCAUAGUUUCCAUCAAAUGGUUGUUACUCGUUUUGAACUGUCUUGUAGAUUAUUUACUUUAAUGGAUAUGCAUUCUAAAUGUUAUGGGCAGACUAAAGAAUUUGUAAUAGAUGCAAAAAACCUAAUGUUUAGUUAUUGGAUCCAGGCAUUAUUUUCACAUGAUAUAAAAUUAUGUGAAAAAUUACUCAUGACUAAUACAUUUCUGUCUAGAGAACCAUUUAUGAACUAUAUCAGUAGCUUAUUAAAUUAUACAUGGACGUUUAAUGAUGGAUCUAGUCUUGUACAAUUUUUGUUGCAAGAAGGACGAUACAAUUUCAUACAACAGAUAGCCCAAUUAUUGGACUAUAAACAAUGGGAAGAAACUUUGGUAACUUCUUAUAUGUUAAAUAAUGAACCAGAUAAAGCACUUGAUGUAUUAAAAAAUGAUGUUAACAAAAGUUCAAAACAUUAUCUCAGAUCGAUCACUCUGUUUGAAAAGCACAAUUUCUAUGGCCAUGCAGUACAACUAGGAAAUCAUGUGUUGGAAAUAUUUGCACGUUCUGAAAAUCAAAAUAUGGUAUCAAUGUUUCAUUCUAAUAUUUUUCUUAACAAUUUAAAACUGAAAGCAUACCAAAAUGCAUAUAGCAAUAUUUUGAGUCUAAAUGAUCAAGAUCGGAAAUUGAAUUGUUUACACACAUUUGUAUUAACAUUAUUAGAAAAUGGCGAACAAGUGAAACUUCUAAAUUUUAAUUUUUCUGGUUUACAGAGUUCAGUGGAAGACAUAGUUCUAAAAAAAGCACGUUCUUUGUCAAAUGUGGAUGCAGCUCCCUUUUAUACAUUCUUAUGUGCAUUACACAACAAAUAUUGCAAAUACAAAAAGCUAGCCAUGACAUUUUAUGAACUUUAUUUACGUGCUGAAACAUGUAUUGCGCAAGAAGAGAAUUUAAGACUGUCUCUUUUAUAUUUAAAAACUCUAAAUCCCAAAGAUGCUUGGUUUGUUGCAACAAAAUUACCCUUUUUUUCAAAGACUGAUGGUGUUCAAAACGGAUUCAUACAAAUCAAAGAUCUGAAUAAACUGUGUUGGUUAGCCCGUGCUCGUCAAGCAGUAGAUGAUUCUUCAACCACCCUGGACGCACAGAGUGCAGUAUCAAUAUUAAUAAUGAAACAUCAAUAUAAAGAAGCCAUGUGUUUGUCUAAAAUGUGGAAUUUACCUCUUCACAUUCCAUUAAGAGAAUUAGUAAAAACAUGUUUGACUCUUACUAAUCCUGAAGAAUGUGAUAAAGCAUGGUUUUGGUUAGCUAAGAAUGAAGUUAGUGGUGAUGGAAUAAAUUGUGGGCAAAUUGCAUGGGAUUUUUUGGAGACUUUAGUAAACAGAUAUGAAGAAAAAGAAAAAACAUUAUUGCACUAUCAUGUGGCUGACGAACUAUUAAGACAUAAAGCUUUUCUUCCUAAUUGGCUUAUAAGAACAUAUAAAAAAAUUAAUGUUAGCGAAUUAUUACAAUUAUACUUAAGUUAUGGGGAACUGAUUAAUUGUUCAGAUUUAAUAUUUGGACUGAUUGAAGAAGAAAUGGCUGGUAUAAAUUCAUUUGGUAAAGUAAUACCAUCAGACCUUAUAGAAUGUGUAAUUGCAAAUUUAAAACAUCUUAAAUUACAGGUUGGAGAUGAUCUUUUAACUAGCUAUAAAUUGUUUUAUGAUAAUAUUGUCACAAGCUAGAAUUUUAGUUUUAGAGUUAUGAGUAAGUUGUAUUAACUAUGUUCAACCACAAAAUUAAUAUAUUCUGUAAAAGUGAACUAAUUUAAACAUUUUGUAUUUAUUCAUUAAUUGUAUAUACAUUGAGUC